AUGUCUGACAUUAUUCCAGCCUAUCACAAUAUAGAGAAUCAUUUCCUAGUGUUACCAGAUUAUAGACUGGUAGGAUGCGAAAUCGAGAAGAAUAUGAUUACAAUUAGGCGAGCAGUUUUUUGUUAUCUGACCAACACCACAGAAUUUAUUGCACAGAAUCGAUCGAUCAGUACAGAAUUCUGGGACAAUAGGUUAUGUGAUGAUACUUUUGUCUACGACAGCAUAGACAGCGUCGGAAAAGCGUACGGUACCAACCUAACGCUUUUCACUGUGAUUCGUCAUCCCAUCGAUCGAUUUCUCAGUGGAUACGUCGAUAAAUGCAUUAAGUAA
Molecule: messenger RNA, 330 nt
Organism: Cooperia oncophora
Lineage: Eukaryota; Metazoa; Nematoda; Chromadorea; Rhabditida; Trichostrongylidae
Source: the annotation of a GenBank genome assembly